Molecule: messenger RNA, 2362 nt
Organism: Salarias fasciatus (jewelled blenny)
Lineage: Eukaryota; Metazoa; Chordata; Actinopteri; Blenniiformes; Blenniidae
Gene: maza
Product: MYC-associated zinc finger protein a (purine-binding transcription factor)
Exons: 7
Coding region: 972-2348 (458 amino acids)
Biological process (GO): regulation of gene expression
Cellular component (GO): nucleus
Source: RefSeq, a predicted model, not a curated record
UGGCGCGUGCGGCCCUCUGAGCGCGCGUCGUGUGUGCGCCGGGGCUGGAUCCAGCUGUUGCACUUGCGCGCGCGUCGUUACCUUUAAGAUGCUCGCGGGAUAAAGACUCGUUUGAACCAAAACCGGCUCCAUUUUAACGGAGACUCCGCCGCCGAGCUGCUGGCCGCUGGACGCUUCCCCCGGUACCGGAGCAGCAGCGGGGGUGGAGACGGCCGCGCGGCGCGGGGUCCUUUCAUGUCGGAUGUGAUUAUCUGUCGGCCCACGGAGGAGCGGGAGCGGGGGCGCGGGGGACGGCGCGGCGCCGCGCGGCACGAGAGAAGAGACGGGGUCCGCGCGGAGGGUGCACACGCCAAAUACUUUCCCUUUAAAGCGGCGGAGAGGCACCGAGGGGGUGAAGGAGGAUAAAAAAAAAAAAAAAAAAGAGAGAGAAGAAAGCCGAAGAGGGAGGGAGGGCGAAAGAGGGAGCAGGGAUGAAAAAAACAGAAAGAUGUCAUCCCGCCGACUGAGGCGCCGAGGCGGAGCUAUGGACCGCGGCCGACCGGGAGCGCUCUAGUUCGGCGACGAAUUGUACGCGACACCGAGGCUUUGGAAGUCCCCCCCCCGCGGAGGCCUCUCCGGAGCUCCCGCGAACGAACGCGUCCGAACAGCCGCGACCAUGAAAGCCGCUCGUCCGCCGCAUCCCCUGUGAUAAUAGGCUGUUGUGCGCGCGUUUCACCGCAGACACAAGCAGCCCGUGUUAACAUGCAGCAUUGAUGAGGCGCGUGCAGAAGCAUCCUCUGCGCGCCCGCUAGCCGCCAUGCUAGCUGCCAUGUUGGCUCUGAGCUGAGUGUUUUCAUGUUUCAUUAACUCGAGCUGCGGCUGCUGCUCACAGGCCACACUUUUUGUUUUCACUCGGAGCUUUUCUCGCCGUCCUCCUCCCCCUCUUCCUCCUCCUCUUCCUCCUCCUCCCAGCUCGGCUCUCCUGCACCACCAUGGACACCUCCUGGAGUAAUUUCCUCUUUCAGACUCCGCCCACUCAGAACCAGCCGGACGCGCCGCUCCAGGCCGAGCUGCUGCCGGAGCUCGCCGGCGCCGCCCAGAGUCCUCCGGCGGAACACGUGGUGACGCCGCCGUCCACCGUGGACACGGCCGCCCUGAGCGAGGAGCCGCUGCCCGUUAAACCGCUCACCAAGCCCAGCCGCCCCGCUCACAUCUGCGCCACCUGCAACAAGGAGUUCAAGAACAGCUACAACCUGCGGCGCCACCAGUCGGUGCACACGGGCAUCAAGAUGAAGGACCGGGCGGCGCGGGAGAAGGAAGACGGGUCCAAGGCAGGACGGGCGGACAAGCAGAGCGUCCCGCUGUCCCUCCUCCACCUCACGCUGCCCCAGCAGGCGCCGCAUCCCGCCGCCGCCGUGGCCGUGGCCCCGGACGCCGUGCCCGUCCCCGUCCCCGUGUCCGUCUCCAUCGCCCCGGCGACCGUCACCCUGACGGCGCCGCCGCAGCCCAUCCAGGCCGCCGUGGUGGUGGUGGGCUCGAUGGAGCAGGCCCCGCCCCCUCCACCCGCCCCGCCCACCAACCAGGUGAGGAAGAACCACGCAUGCGAGGCGUGCGGCAAGGCCUUCAGAGACGUGUACCACCUGAACCGCCACCGGCUGUCCCACUCGGACGAGAAGCCGUACUCCUGCCCCAUCUGCCAGCAGCGCUUCAAGAGGAAGGACCGCAUGAGCUACCACGUGCGCUCGCACCAGGGCGGCGUGGAGAAGCCCUACGUGUGCCCGCACUGCGCCAAGGCCUUCUCCCGGCCGGACCACCUCAACAGCCACGUCAGACAGGUGCACUCCACCGAGAGACCCUUCAAAUGCACGACGUGCACGUCGGCGUUCGCCACCAGGGACCGCCUCCGGGCUCACCUGAUUCGCCACGAGGAGAAGGUGCCGUGUCACAUCUGUGGGAAGCUGCUGUCGGCGGCGUACAUCACCGACCACAUGAGAGUCCACAACCAGUCCCAGCACCACGCCUGCCACCUGUGCAACCGCAGCUUCACCACGCUCACCUACCUGAGAGUCCACGCCCAGAAGCACCACGGUCAGGAGUGGAAGGAGAGCGGCGGCGCCCGCGGCGGCUUCGGGGGAACCGGCGCCGGCGGCGUGCUGCUCUGCCAGCUGUGCGGCGUGCAGUGCAAGACCGCCACGCAGCUGCAGGGCCACAUGGGCACCCACGCCACCCAGGGCGACGUGGGCGGGCCCGACCCGGCGGGCGUGGCGCCCGGGGCCGGCGGCGGCGUUUCCGUGGCCGUGUCCGGCGCCAGCGCCGUGGGACUGCUGGUCACGGACUGCUCCGGGAUCGCGCCGCAGCCCCACAGCUAGCACGCCGGGAGGAC